UCACGACAACCGUCAUUUUCUUUCACAUUUAAUUGGUAAUCCUUCGCACUGGGUUUAUGAUAUGGACAGACGUGACAACACAACUCAGGAGUCGAGCGAGCCCUUUGUGGCGAAUGACAGUUCUUUGAGAAGCAAUAGGGGUAUCCCUCAGCUACUUACUUCUGUCCCGGCUCUCAAUGAUGCUGCUUCCUAUCUUGCUGACACGACAUCAUUAUUUACUCGCUGUUUCAUGGAUUUUUCUGCUGUAGCAGAACCUGCCUCCAGAGGCUUAGGAGGCCAAGAGAUGGUUACAUUUGGUUCUGCAGAAAGUAGAGGAUCCCCCCCCACCUUCAGUGGCGUUUCUUCAAGUGGAAGUCAUUUAGCUGUUUGUAACUCAUCUCAACCAUCUGUUGAUGCUCCGCUUCUCCAUGAAGGAUUAAGUAGAACCUUAUCUAGAGAAUCUUCUCAAAGUGGUAGUGCAACAAGGAACUCAGAGGAUCUAUCUGACAGUUCCUGUGCACAGGUUCAAUCAACGCAGGCCAGCCCAAAUGGCAUUUCUAUUUUCCAAGGCCUUAUAGAGAAGGUGAGAAGGACAGUUCGUGGGUCAGCUGAUGAUAUUGGAUGGCUACAACGUGCUUCACAUAUGCCUCCUGUCGAAGAUCAAACUGAUAGAUUUGUGGAAAUCCUUGAUGAUAUUAGGCAUGGACUACAUAAAUUACCAAAUUCAAUGGUUUACUUGUUAGUACCAGGUCUCUUUAGCAAUCAUGGACCACUUUACUUUGUUAAUACAAAAACAAGCUUUUCAAAAAUGGGACUCACUUGUCAUAUAGCCAAAAUUCAUAGUGAGGCCUCUGUGGAAAAGAAUGCUAGAGAAAUAAAAGAUUACAUUGAAGAAGUUUAUUGGGGCUCCAAUAAACGUGUCUUGCUUCUUGGACACAGUAAAGGGGGAGUAGAUGCAGCAGCUGCUCUGUCCAUGUAUUGGUCUGAUUUGAAAGAUAAGGUUGCAGGGCUGGUUUUAGCGCAGAGUCCCUAUGGUGGAAGUCCAAUUGCUUCAGACAUUCUGCGAGAAGGACAGCUUGGUGAUUAUGUAAACAUCCGCAAGAUUAUGGAGAUUCUCAUCUGUAAAGUAAUCAAGGGUGACAUGCAAGCUUUGGGAGAUUUGACUUAUGAGAGGAGGAAGGAGUUCUUGAGCAAAUACCACUUGCCAAAGGAGCUUCCUGUUGUUUCCUUCCAAACGGAGGCCAGCAUUUCUCCAGCAGUCUUGGCCACAUUAUCCCGUGUGGCGCACGCAGAAAUGCCAACUUUUUCUACUGCCCAGCCUGCUACGUUUCCGGUGGUGAUGCCUCUUGGUGCUGUGAUGGCGGCAUGUGCCCAGCUUCUUCAGAUCAGGUAUGGUGAGAAGAGUGACGGGCUUGUCACUUGUCGUGACGCAGAAGUCCCUGGGUCUGUGGUCGUUAGGCCAAAACGGAAAUUAGACCACGCUUGGAUGGUAUAUUCAUCAUUAAACGAUGACCCGAUGGAGGCUGAUGCAUCUCAAGUUUGUGAAGCUCUUCUAACUUUACUAGUAGAAGUAGGACAGAGGAAAAGGCAUGAAAUAUCUAAUAAAGAUGAAUGAAGCGUAUACAAGAACGUUCUCCUCAUCUGAAGAUUGAUGCUUAAUCUGUCAUCACAAUGGUAUUAUGUCCCAAUUUCAGUUUAGACGUUCAGUGAAUAGAAUAUAGAAAAUUAUCCAAUGCGCACCCCUACCCCCCUUUUUAAAUCGGAAAAAAGGGAAGAAAUGUGGUUGGAAAAAGAAGUGUCUGAAUAAGAAAAUUUCUGCAAUAUAUGAUGUGUAUACGCCUCCCCUGGAAUGAUCUGUGCGGCUGUUAGGCAUAUUAGACAAAAGAAUGGUCUUUACGGAUUGGUCCUUGUGUGUCACCACCUCCCACCUACCUAGGUUUGAAUUCCUUCUGGAGAUAAGCAACCAUCUUCCCUUUAAGAUAUGGAUUAGGGAGGUGAAAUUGAAGUGGGAGUCCUACAAGGGAGUUGCGGGCUAGGCCUCGAAGGUUCUAAGGCAGCAAGUUAGUUUUCAAUCUUUUGUUGUGUAACUAUGUGCAGGGAGUUUGUAUUCCGAUGUGCAUAUUUGCUUCUAUCUCUAGUAAGUUCUCAUGUUUCUUCGUUUUAGCCGUUUCCUCUUGUUUCUGUAUCAUAUAUUCAAUAUCUUGAAUUUUCUUUUCAGCUAUAAACUUUUCAGUAUCAAA
Molecule: messenger RNA, 2219 nt
Organism: Nicotiana attenuata
Lineage: Eukaryota; Viridiplantae; Streptophyta; Magnoliopsida; Solanales; Solanaceae
Exons: 9
Coding region: 62-1594 (510 amino acids)
Source: RefSeq, a predicted model, not a curated record